Molecule: messenger RNA, 717 nt
Organism: Anisakis simplex (herring worm)
Lineage: Eukaryota; Metazoa; Nematoda; Chromadorea; Rhabditida; Anisakidae
Source: the annotation of a GenBank genome assembly
AUGAAUGCCCCUGAGCCAAAAAACAAGAAGAAGAAUGCACAGCAUAAGAAGAAAGGAGGAAAGGAUGCAGACAUUGACGAUAUUGACGCAAUUCUGAAAGAGGUUGAGUUGGAGACGCAGAAACGAGACAGUAGCGCGGCGAAGGGAGGGAAGAAGGCCGGAAAAGGUGGUACGGAGAAUAAUCAUACGGUGCGGCCAGACUCGAAACCACUUUUUAUGAAAUUCGAAGAAGAGGUCAAAUCAUUGAAAUCGGUCGAUGAACAGUUCCCGAAUGCGGACUAUCCGAUUGGUGAGAUAUGUGAGUAUAAAGUGAAUGCAGACGAUCGCACGGCCAUCAAUAGACUCACCAAUGAGGAGAAAAAGGCGUUAGAUUCAUCGUACGAAGAGCUCUAUAAAGACUUUCGUCGUGGUGCUGAAGCACAUCGACAAACGCGUAAAUUUGUUCGAUCGUGGUUGAAACCCGGAUUGAGUAUGAUUGAAAUAUGUGAAAAGCUGGAAGCACAUUCGCGUAGGAUGAUUCGAGAGCAUGGUCUCGACUCGGGUCUUGCAUUCCCAACUGGUUGUUCAAUUAAUCAUUGCGCUGCACACUACACACCAAACGCUGGCGACAAUACCGUCCUACAGUAUAGCGACGUGUGCAAAAUCGAUUAUGGUGUGCAUGUGAAUGGUCGUAUAAUUGACUGUGCGUUCACGGUGAAUUUUGACUCGAAAUUCGAU